Molecule: messenger RNA, 997 nt
Organism: Leptosomus discolor (cuckoo roller)
Lineage: Eukaryota; Metazoa; Chordata; Aves; Leptosomiformes; Leptosomidae
Gene: CYB5R5
Product: cytochrome b5 reductase like
Molecular function (GO): oxidoreductase activity
Source: RefSeq, a predicted model, not a curated record
AUGAGUGGAAAUGAGCAUGACUGGUUGGCUCUUAAACCCCAGGAACCUUCUCCAUCCCAGUGCUGCGGCAGCGGCUGCAAACCCUGCAUCUACGAUGUGUAUGAGAAGGAACUUGCACAAUGGGAGAGGGCCAAAGCAAAACAAGACAAAAGCCUCCUCAUGGAAAAGAAGGAGCAGAGCAGUAAUUCAGAACUGAAUCCAGAUACAUUUACUGCAUUCAACAUAAGCUCAGUGGAGCAGCUAACAGAGGACACCUACCAGUACAGAUUUGAAUUACCGGGAAAUAGCAGUCUGCGAUUGAGUUUAGGACAACAUAUCGUGUUAAGAGGAGUGGUGAAUGGUUUGGAGGUCCAGCGAGCCUAUACUCCGAUUAGCCCAGGGAAUGCAGAAGGGUACUUUGAAGUUUUAAUGAAAUGCUAUGAAGCUGGGCUAAUGUCACAAUACAUAAAAACGUGGAAAAAAGGAGACAUGGUCUUUUGGCGUGGGCCGUUUGGAGGGUUCCCAUAUCGACCUAAUAAGCAUGGAGAGCUCCUCAUGCUGGCGUCUGGUACCGGCCUUGCACCAAUGCUUCCCAUCCUCCAGUCCAUAACAGACGACGAAGAGGAUGAAACCUUUGUAACUCUCGUUGGCUGCUUCCGUACCUUUGACAAAAUUUAUCUGAAACCUCUUCUCCAGGAUCUGGCUCGAUACUGGAACAUCAGAAUAUUUUACGUCCUAAGCCAGGAAACAUCACUGGAAAACCUUCCUUGGAGCUAUCAGGAAAACACAUACACCGGUCGUCUCAAUGAAGACUUGAUGAAAAUGAUAAUAAAUUCUUGUCGAAGAAAGCCAUUUGUAUUAAUUUGCGGCUCUUCUGCAUUCAGUGAAGAUAUGAGUAGAUAUUUGAAAGCUGCAGGAAUCGAAGAAAAUUCCUGGUUUGUGUUUUAGCAGGAUAUUCCUGACCUAAAAAAAUCUUAAGCCGAGACUUGGACAUCCUUGUUUCUCUGCAGACGUUGCU